Salmo salar (Atlantic salmon) is the source of this 1544-nucleotide messenger RNA. The record is from RefSeq and is a predicted model, not a curated record. Lineage: Eukaryota; Metazoa; Chordata; Actinopteri; Salmoniformes; Salmonidae.
AUGUUCGUGGAUGCAGAUGGAACUUUCAACAACAGCAACAUGAAAUCUUAUGUGAUGGAGAAAGCGAAAGAGACCGGUGCAACAAACAUGAUUUCGGAGACGCUCGUUGCACACUUGCUGAAGAUUGCGCAAGAAGCGGCGGAGGCAGUAUCCGCCACAUCGCAGUCUUCAACUCUACUGAUGGAGAAUGGCACUCGGUGUGGGGAGCAAAUUCUGAACUACGACAAGGUGGAGAAGGUAUUUAUUGGAGGGAUUCUCACCAUGCUCACGUUGUUUACUAUCUGCGGGAAUUUGCUGGUGGUGAUUUCGGUGUGCUUCGUGAAAAAGUUGCGGCAGCCGUCUAACUAUCUGAUCGUAUCUCUGGCGGUCGCCGACCUUUCCAUCGCGCUGGCAGUUAUGCCGUACCUGGGUAUAACCAAGCCUCUGACCUACCCUGUGAGACAGAAUGGCUGUUGCAUGGCCAAGAUGGUGGUGUCCGUGUGGCUCCUGUCCGCCUCCAUCACCUUGCCCCCCCUCUUCGGCUGGGCUCAGAACGUAAACGACAACAAGGUGUGUCUGAUCAGCCAGGACUUUGGUUACACCAUCUACUCCACCUCAGUGGCGUUCUACAUCCCCGUAUCCGUCAUGCUCAUUAUGUACUACCGCAUCUACCACGCCGCCAAGCUCAGCGCCGCCAAGCACACCAUCACGGGCUUCCCGCGGGUCGGGGAGGAGGCGGCGCGGGGGGAAGAGGAGGAAGCCAUGCAGGAACAGGAAGAGGAAGAGGAGAGCGUGGACUGUGUGUCUGCCGCCCUGAGGCUCCACAGGGAGGUGGAGGAGUGCACGCGAUUCUCGCGCCUCAUGAGGAGCAACCGGAGAAACAUGUCCAUCUUCAAGCGGGAGCAGAAGGCAGCAGCCACCCUGGGGAUCGUGGUAGGGGCCUUCAGUGUGUGCUGGAUGCCUUUCUUCUUACUGUCCACGGCCAGACCCUUCAUCUGCAGGGCGGACUGCCCUAGCUGUGUGCCCUUGUGGGUGGAGAGGACCCUGUUGUGGCUGGGCUAUGCCAACUCCCUCCUCAACCCUUUUAUCUACGCCUUCUUCAACAGGGACCUGAGGACCACCUACAGCAACCUGCUGCGCUGCCGUUACCGCAAUAUCAACCGCAAGCUGUCUGCCGUCGGGAUGCAACAAGCCCUCAAACGGGUGGAUAAGACCGACUCUGUUAUCUAAAUGGUGUUAUUGUUGUGGUGUUGUGGGAGCUGCCACGCUGAGCACUAGAGCAGACCAUGUUCUCUCAAUGACAAAGUCUUAGGUCAAUGUUAUCUGCCUGCCUGGUCCUCUACUUAACAUCGUGCAUGUCCACACACAGUCUAGACCUUAUUGGUCAGAUCUGAUUUAUCAAAUAACUAAGAAUCUAUCCUUCCAUCUGAAUGUGAGUCCAUGGUCAUUGGCUUUGUGUCCGUGACGUUACGGUGCUUUUACCCUGGGCAUUUCUCAGUUCUGCUGUGGUUGCACAAACACAAUGCCUCAGAACAAGCCAUAAUGGUUAGCUGUUGCUUGAAGGG